AGACAAACAUUAACCAAUGAGGAGCUCGAUCAUUUCAUGACACUUGGUGAUAUCGCUUGCCGAGAGGCUGAUAAGAUAAGGCAUCUUUAUCGGAAGGUGUUCGAGCAGUGUCCUUUCUAGUUUCGAGGAAGAUGUACUUUCUACGUGGAGUGUUUGUGUUAUUGUGUGCCCUACUUUCCGCGAGUCGAGCUGAGGACGACGUUAAAAACGGCCCUUGUGAUAUUUUCUUUCAAGAUGUCAACAAUCUCACGUUAAACUGUUCGAGGCGCAAUAUCGAUAGAAUUCCCUCUUGGCCGGAGGAAAUGAAUAAAGUCGCCGACAGAGAUGGACACGUGUUAAUAACAUUUUUCAACAACAGCAUAACCAACAUCACAGAACUGGACAGUGUGCCGGGAAACAAAAUAGCAAUUAGUUUCAAAUCGAAUCGUAUCAGGGAAAUUGAGGACGACGCUUUCAAAAACAUACACCGCUUGGUAUACUUGGAUCUGAGCAAUAACCGUCUAUCAGGUGAUGUACUGAGAAGCGAAAUUUUUCAAGGACCAUAUAACGAAGGAGUCUACAGUCAAAUUGCUCUUGAAACAUUGAAUUUGGGUUAUAAUGAAAUACAUUCCUUAGACAAAUAUUUAUUCCAGUACACGCCAAACUUAACACGACUUUAUCUGAACAACAACCCUAUUGAAAUACUUGACCAUGUUACGUUACUCGCUAUCUCGAGCGCUACGAAAUUAGAGGUUCUCGACUUGGCUAAAACGGACAUAGACAACAUUCCCCUCGACGCCUUUAGAGGACUAGUCAAUUUGAAACAGAUAGAUCUCUCUGGGAAUCAAUUUGUAACCGUGCCAGAGAGCCUGAGCCUCGUCGGGAGUACUCUACAGUACCUGACUUUUAACAACAACCCAAUAGUGGAGCUCAAUGACGACAGCUUUAUAGGUUUGACAAGUCUUGUUGAAUUGGAGGUUGGCGAGAACGAUAACCUGGAGGAAGUGAAACGGAGUACAUUCACGCCACUAAAAAGCCUGCGAGUGCUACACCUAUGUCAUAAUAAAAAUCUAAAAUACAUAAGUCAUAAUGCCUUCAGAGGAGUUAAAGACAAGUGGACCUUAAAAGAGGUAUACCUAGAUGACAAUAAUCUAAGUGAGUUAUCAACGGAUUUGCUUCCAUGGGAUAAAUUAGAGGUGCUCGGAAUGACUGGCAACCGUUGGCUAUGUAACUGUGAUUUGGCCAAUAUUGUCACAAAACAAGAUGCAGGCAGUAAAUUUAAACCUGGUGAAAUACCCUACUGUGCCGCUCCAAUGAGACUGAGUGGAGCGUACGUCACAAACAUAACAGUAUCUUUCUGUCCACAAUUUGAUACUACAUUUGCAACAAAGAAAGGAUUCUCUAUUAAAGAUUUAAAACCAAAACACAUACUUUGGACUAUACUUGGUGUAGCCACUGUAGUUGGGAUUGGAAUGAUCUGUGGUCUCUUAGUGAAUUUAGCAAAAGCUUUCUAUAGAAAGAAUUUGAGAAGUCAGCCAAUUAGAUACAUAAAUAUUAAUGAUGAUUUGGCUUAAUAAAUAAUUUUGUUCAUCUUGUAUUAUA
This is a messenger RNA of Vanessa atalanta (red admiral), 1581 nucleotides long. Its product is annotated as chondroadherin-like. The record is from RefSeq and is a predicted model, not a curated record. The transcript is spliced from 8 exons. The coding region runs from base 132 to 1553 and encodes 473 amino acids. Gene Ontology annotation, molecular function: protein binding. Lineage: Eukaryota; Metazoa; Arthropoda; Insecta; Lepidoptera; Nymphalidae.